Molecule: messenger RNA, 7388 nt
Organism: Phragmites australis (common reed)
Lineage: Eukaryota; Viridiplantae; Streptophyta; Magnoliopsida; Poales; Poaceae
Product: flavanone 3-dioxygenase 2-like
Exons: 4
Coding region: 94-897 (267 amino acids)
Source: RefSeq, a predicted model, not a curated record
CGUUGCGUGACACACAUGGAGCGCGCACCGCACAGCUAGCCUGCGUGAAGUGAGCCGAGCGCCGGCCGUCGGUUUCCUUCUCCAACACCGGGCAUGGCGGACCAGCUCAUCUCCACGGCUGAGCACGACAAGCUGCCGGGGAGCUACGUCCGGCCGGAGACGCAGCGCCCGCGUCUCCACGAGGUCGUCACCGACGCCGACAUCCCCGUCGUCGACCUCGCCAGCUCCGACGGCGCCGCAGUCGUCGCCCAGAUCGGCGCGGCAUGCCGCUCCCACGGCUUCUUCCAGGUGCUGAACCACGGGAUACCCGUGGAGCUGAUGCUGGCGGUGAUAGAGGUAGCUCAAGACUUCUUCCGGCUGCCGGCGGAGGAGAAGGCCAAGCUCUACUCCGACGACACGGCCAAGAAGAUACGGCUGUCAACGAGCUUCAACGUGCGCAAGGAGACCGUGCACAACUGGCGCGACUACCUCCGCCUGCACUGCCACCCGCUGGAGCAGUACGUUUCUGACUGGCCGGCCAAUCCACCCUCCUUCAGGGAGAUCAUGAGCACAUACUGUAGCGAAGUCCGGGAGCUCGGUUUCAGGCUCUACGCGGCGAUCUCCGAGAGCCUGGGCCUGGAGGAAGAUUACAUCAAGAAGGUGCUCGGCGAGCAGGAGCAGCACAUGGCGGUGAACUUCUACCCCAAGUGCCCGGCGCCGGACCUCACGUACGGGCUCCCAGCGCACACGGACCCGAACGCUCUCACCAUCCUGCUCAUGGACCAGCAGGUGGCCGGGCUGCAGGUCCUCAAGGAAGGCAGAUGGAUCGCGGUGAACCCACUACCCAACGCGCUGGUGAUCAAUAUUGGGGACCAGCUGCAGAUUGAACCUAACCCAAAGCUCCCACCUCCUUCCUAACCCACCCAGACCAAACCGCUUCCCACCCGACCGCACAUGUCAUCCCGUACGCAACCCACUCGCAUAAGAGCAGUAUGAGUGCCCAACAUGGCUCCUCCCAUUCUGAAUCACGCCAACUUACUUCCUCUUGCUUCCUCCCGAUGCCGCACCGGACCGCUCCUGACCCCUGACAACGCUCCCCCGCGUAUGCCCCGCUGCAACACCGGACCGCUCCGACCUCCGAUCACGCUCCCAAACCGCUACCCCAAGCACGACUCCAAGUCCACGCUGCUACCGAUCCCUAAUUUGCCACCAUUGCGGCAAAAUUGAUCCCGCCGACCAUUGAUUUGUGAUUCAUACCCCGAGAUCUCUGUGCCAAACCUGCCGCACCGCCUCCAGGACGCCAUGCUGCUCGAGCCCGACUGGGUUCAGUAUUCCUAUCCGGGCUACUGAAAGACUACUAAAUGUGCAAAUGUGUAUUGCUUGAGAAAUUUGAGAUGACUUAAAACAGUAAAAGUCUAGAUAUGUGUUAUUGAAUGCUAUAAAUUUGAGAUGACUUGGAACUGCAAAAGUCUCAAUACGAGUCUGAGUUACUUAAUGCUAAAAGAGAGUACUACUAAAAAAAAAUUAAGAUGACAUCGAUGGAAGCUACCAAACACCUGAGGAGUGGGGAAGAGCUUAGAGAGGAUGCUCGUCGAUAAUAAUGGUGGAGAUCCCAGGAAGAUCGAGAAAUAGCUACUAAGUCAGACAUUAACUAGACUACCGAAACUUUACCAAUGAUGCAGUAAAAUUUGAGCCAUAGCUUUAGUAAAAAAGUGCUAUGAUUGGGAACUAUUGAUAAGAAGGAUGCACUAAUGAAUCUCCAACUUAUAGCUUCUAAAUCGUGGCAAUUUGAGAAAUUGUCAGUAGUCAAUAGAUUCCGUAAAUUACAUGCAGGUCGUUGGGAAAUGACAGGGGGUGAGUCGACGUUUUUAUAAAAAAUCGUCUUCUUUUACCGUUGUCUAAAUUUGCAGCGAAAAAUAAACUAACGAAUUUUUUACAAAUAAAAAUAUUAAAUAUAUUAGGCUUAACUAGUGCAUAAUCAUCUUAAAUAAAUGUGAAGAUUACAAUCCUAGAUGACCUCCUCUAGAGGUUCCUAUAUCUUCGUUGAGGAGCUUGAUCACACUUGAGUUGGGUCUCUUUCAACUGUUUUUCUCGUCAAGCUCUAUCACACUUGAGCUUGUAUUUCACUCUUGAUUUCUUCCCUGUCGGAGACAAAAUCGAAAUAUUUAUAAACUUCUCAUGGCACACCACAACCUUAAGUGCUUGUUGACGACGCCUAGCCGUCUAAGAGCUCUAAGCUCCAAGAGUAACAAAUGCUUCACGAACUUCUCGCCGAUGAACUCAAGGGCUCAAGAAUAAAGUUUACUCACUUGCACUCAAUAUUUUAAUCUCUCAACUCAACUCAUUUUUCUUGUCAAAUCAUACACUAGACGUCGGUAAAAAAUGUGUGUAAUGGCUAGUUUUUGGGGGUUGAAUAUUAUACCCUCUCACCCUCAUUCUUUGUUGCUGCUGCUUUGGCACGGAAGAAAAUUAUUUUAGAACACACCUUUUUGGCACUAGAAUACGUAACUGAGAGCCCUAGCCGAUGUACAACUCGGAGGGUUCGAAACCUAGAGUCUCCGGGUCAACCUGGAGUAUCCGGGUGAAAUACUUAGACCCUAACAGACCACUCGGCUCGAAACCUCACCCGGAGUAUCCGGGUUAGCCCGAAUUAUCCGAGUUCAGCACGGCUGGCCCUCUGAAAAAUGGUGAUAACUUUUAGUCCCAAAAUCCAAUUUCAACGAUUUUGGAUUCUAUGGAAAACUUAUUCAGAUGCUACACAUCCCAAUUGAAUUUAUGACCUCAAACACAUUAGAUCAAACUAGGAACACUCUGAAAUCAAAUUCGGACACUUUCAUAAUUUUCGCACCAGGCUUCUUAAGCUAAUUCUCACUUUUGGUUGGUUAGAAAACUCUUGAGCACUGAGACACAAUAAAUAGCUCACAUUGCAUCCCUCUUAACAGUGUUGCAUACAUAUACUCAAUUUCAAAGGUAAAACACGUUUGAAUCACAUUGAGCCUUUGAAUACCUUCAAAUAUCGCUUCUUUCCUUCAAACUUAGAGGGUUGUCAACUUUUAUAUCAUCGUCACUCCAUCUCUUCUUGAUUCUUCAUGUGAUUGAUAUGAAUCACCGGUAGCUUCACAUGAUCUCGCACGGCAUAGGCGCAAAGCCUUUACUCACUCUUUACCACCGCUUUGGUCUUUCAACGUCAAACCAUUUGCUUAUCCUUAGCCACCGAAUGGUCCAUGGCAGCCAAGUCUUGCUUGUCUUUCAUUAUUUUGUCAUAGAAAACCACUUUGUAUUCGAUAUCUUUAAUAAAUUUACUUUAUCAUAUAUGCAGUCUAAUCUUGUUCUUUACUCUUAGCAUAUAAAAUAUCUCAACUCAUGCCUUCUUAUGGAUCCUAACCCUAACUCACUCUCAAACACAAAGCACAUAAGUUAGUCCAUAAAACUCAAUUGAUAACUUUAUAAAACUCAAUUGACAACUUUAUACCUUCAGUUACUUGAUCUCCACAAAUAAUUUAUUAGUCUUCAUGCAUAUUGUUAAUCUUAUUGAGCUUCUCCUUCUCCUCAUGAGCAUCACCUAGCAUCACUAAGAGCUCAUUCAUCUUGAUGCAUUUUCAAUUUCCACAUUUACCUAGAGCUCAUGCAUAUCUCCCUUCCAUGCAUCACUUAUAAAACAACAUACUAACAAUUUUUAACAAUGUUGUUAGUCCAUAGGUAUUAUAAUUAAUUACCAAAACCAUACAAAAGGACUAUAUACACUUUUAGGUUGGUUGACUAAGUAGUAUGUUUUGAUUGCUUCAGCAACCACGUGAAAAUCAUGGGUAGUAUGUUCUCUCCCUUUCUUCACACAAUCACACUUAUCCCUAUGAUUCCUGACCUCCUAUGAGCCUCAACAAAAAUGGUCACUAGAAGUGAACUAGUAGCACAUGCUAAGCCAAAUUUUUCGAUCAGCUGCAACAUCCAUGCUUUGUGUUGGACCAACAUCAACGAGCUUCACCCACACAUGGCAAAAUGAUGAUGUUGGGCACACCACCGUUGGUCAAAGGAGGGGGGGGGGGGUGUCCAGAGCUCCGCUCAGUGACAACAAGCUUGCAAAUGCUGUCGUGAUGGUCGUCCCACUGAUUCCUUCCUGGAUGUUGGCUUGCUCCGGUUCCCACCCAGAUUCCAUUCCUCCACCGAUGUUGGAUCCUCGCUAAGUGCACAACCUCCUCGAUACACUACCUGGUAGGGGCAUGGGGUUGCCGGAGCAAGCCGCGACCGGGAAGGGGCAUGAGAUCACUAGAGAUGGGAUCCGGGUCGCCGGAGGAAGCCACGCUCGGGAAGGGGCGCUCGGGAAGGACAGUGACGUCUCUAAAAAAGGGAUCGGUGUUGGGUUGGGUAAUAUUCUACACCAUAUGUGUAAUAUAGUGUGUGUGCGUGCGUACGUACGUCUAUAUAUAUAUAUAUAUAUAUAUAUAUAUAUAUAUAUAGACACACGCACUCCUGGGAGUAUAUAAUCUUAGCUCGAUCCAUAGUUGAUCCUAUUAUAACGGAAGUAUAUAUUACUUUCUGAGAUGGUAUAUUUUCUAAGAUGCAUAUACUUCUUUAUAAGUGAAUAUAUUUUUUAAAAGUAUAUACCACUUUUUAAGAUGUACAUACUCUUUUUCAAACACCUAAUUAGGGAGGACGUAUGUACAACAAAGAGUACAGAAAAUACUUCCUAAAAUCUAACGAGGAUCCAUUGUAGUGUUGUUAUGUGUACAGGAUCACUUGAGAUUUUGUAGCGAAGUAAUAUUGACGAUGAAUAAAUAAUUAUAUAUUAUAUAUUUAAUAGAAAUACAAUAUAUACUUAGAAUGGUUAUCCACUAUACACAUGUCUUUAAUCUGAUACGGUAGGUUUCACAACUGUUAUAGGGUAAAUAAGACAUACGCUGAUAUUUUAGUCAGUUUAUCAUAUUCUAUAUAGAAGCGAUCCCCAAAUUAGGGAAGAGUCUUACAGAUAUUCGGAAGACAUAAAUAUUGAAAGAUUACAUUCAGAGACUACAAGUAUGUUACAUCUCCUUGAUCCGACUAUUUAUAGAGGGAAAAGGGUACAUCCAAAGGGGGCGAUGGAAUUCCAGAUGAGAUAAUCAGUUUCCAAGCAAGAAACUGGACAAGCAAUACAGAGCAAGCCUAGUCGGGUAGUAGCAGAAACAACCCAUUGAGAUCUACAACAGAGUCAUACCAUGACGAGAUUCAUUUGACAAGGGGUUUAGAAUUUAGAACACAAGAGAACUUGUCGAGAUCCUCAGGAUUAGAUUUAGACACAUCCUCAUUGUAAGUAUAUUUUCCUAAGAUUAAUACAAGCGAAACAUGAUAUAUGACUAUUAUCCUAAGAGAGACCUGGUCUAUAUAAAAUCAUGUAUCCUCCUCUUCAAAACACACAAUUGAUGACCAGGUAAUCCUACGUUAAAUAAGUAUUUGCAUAAUCGAUUUUACCAAUCAUCGACAACUGACAUCGUCCGUGGGGAUAUGAUAAGACAGAGUCUUUAUCAACUAAGCGCAUCAAGUCUCCGGUGAUGGGUUAUUCCGAUGAUGGGUUCUGCGACAAUUUUGGACCCGACAUCUAUAUGAAGCCCGAUGAGGUGAUGUCUCUCGAUCUCUGAUAGCGAAUUUCGAUCGACAAAUCCUAUGGUUUGCUAGUCAAGAUUAUCACUCACAUGAUCACAUAUGGGUUGUGGGUCCGAAAACCCGACUGUGAUUGUGGCCUCAACUUUCGGUAGCUCUUGUUAUCGAGUAAUCAUCAAUAUAAAGAAGGAGAUUCUGGAGGACGAACCUCGCUUCUCAGAAUUUGACGCAUCUACAGAAAAUAAAAACAUGGACGAUUAUGGCAUUAAUGCGAUCUCUAAUGGCCAUCCAGAGGAUCAUCCGGAUGUUAGCCCUAGGAAUGAGUCUUACCAUAAAAAAGCGGCGAUGGUGCUUCAUGAGGAUAAUUGAGUCCACCUCUUCAGCACACAUCCCAGGCGAAAAUCAACCAUCGCAUGAGUCAACAUAUGUCACCUCGUCGUUUAGUAUUCUGUUCGUUGGGUCGACAAGGCAACAACUAACAAUUUGCCUCUGGUACUGCUCGGUACCUGCAAGGUGCGAGAACUCUGAUCUUUAAUGUGAGGAGGAUUAGGAACUCUAGAAGAGGUGCGGUGGAUGAAGAUAUUGUUGGGAUUAUUACAGAUGCACAACAACGAGUAGAAGGCUUGAGCUCUGCAAGAUCUACCUCUCAAAUAGGUAGCACAUGUUGAAAUAGUUCCAACCCAGUUUCCUCUAGUCGAAUGAGAGAAGCUAGACUAGCCUAUGAGAAGAUGCAUGUCUGUGAUUAACAGGAAUGUCAUGCAACCCUCCCCCCCCCCCCCCACAAAUUGUUCUAAUAUAGAUAUACACUACAAGAUCAAUGAACUUCGUAACAGAGCGGGAAAUAGAGGUAGUCUCUAAGAAGAACUAGACCAAGUUCUAGGAAUUAUGCUAAUGCAAUUCCCGAGGUCAUGGUUAUGACUCCAACUAUCGGAGAGGCACUCUAUGGUUAUCGGCUAUCGAGCUUUCACACCCGAUCUCCAAGCAGUACGAUGGCCACAAAUAACAUGGCAAAAUACAAAGGACUGAUGAUCGGUCUCUGAGUAGUUGUCUCGCUUGGAAUUCAUCAACUUCUUUUGAAGGGAUAUUCACAGUUAGUCAUGAAUUAGGUCAAAAAAGAAUAUAAGUGUUCCAACUCGACCAUGGUUGCAUACCUUUUCGGAGGUUAGGAAGCUUGAGCGGCAUUUCAUCGUACUAGAGGUACAAUACAUCCCGAGAAGGGAUAAAGUCCUAGUCGAUAGGCCGACAAGGUUAGCUUCCACAUGAUCUCCAGUACCUUCUGGGGAUUUUAUGGGAAAACUCUCGAUGUAUUCUAUAUCGUAAAUAGUCGAGACACGGGAGGGAGUAGUUAUCUCUGAUAAGGACAUAUCACUCGAGGUAUCGCAAAUAAUCGAUAAUUGACCCGAGAUGUCGCAAAUCACUACCAUCUCAUCCGGAGUAACGCAAAGCGUCGUUGCACAAUUCAAGUACUAAGAAACGUGUAUGAAUACCAUCAUGAUUGAGUUCUACCUGAUGAUGAUGUCGAAUCAGAAAUAAUCCCCAAAAGGCUAGAAUGUAUAUUCUAGUCGAUGGAGUCCUCUGUCGAAGAGGAGCCAAUGGAGUUUUGAUGAAGUGCAUCUAUGAGACGCGGGAUAAGAGAUUAUUCGAUGAAGUCCAUGGGAGGUUGUGUAGCUUAUGCUUCCUUUAGAACUCUGGUCGAAAAGGCUUUUAAGAUAAUGUUUCUAUUAUCAUACAACCCUCUAUGAUACGGGAGAAUUGGUCAAAAAAUAUAAACAAUGUCAAUUUCAUAGCCAACAGAUUCACUGAUCUGCUCAAGCACUACAAACAAUUCUUUUAUCUUA